Molecule: messenger RNA, 1791 nt
Organism: Orycteropus afer afer
Lineage: Eukaryota; Metazoa; Chordata; Mammalia; Tubulidentata; Orycteropodidae
Gene: NET1
Product: neuroepithelial cell transforming 1
Exons: 13
Coding region: 1-1791 (596 amino acids)
Biological process (GO): positive regulation of Rho protein signal transduction; intracellular signal transduction
Molecular function (GO): guanyl-nucleotide exchange factor activity
Source: RefSeq, a predicted model, not a curated record
AUGGAGCCAGAGCUGGCGACUGAGAGGCAGCCCCAGCCGCGGAGGCGAAGCCGCCGGGCCUCUGGUCUCAGUACUUCUGGCGCCUCUGAGCCUUCGGCAGACACUCCUAACCACUCCUUGGAAGGAAGAUGUUCCCUUCAGAGAGGUAGCUCCUUCACAUUUUUAACACCUGGCCCCCAUUGGGACUUCACUUUGAAAAGAAAACGAAGAGAGAAAGAUGAUGAUGUUGUAAGCCUUAGCAGCCUUGAUCUUAAGGAGCCAAGCAAUAAAAGAGUCCGACCUCUAGCUCGGGUCACAUCCUUGGCAAAUUUAAUCUCUCCUGUAAGAAAUGGAGCAGUCAGGCGCUUUGGUCAGACAAUACAGUCAUUUACUCUUCGUGGUGACAACAGAUCCCCGGCUUCUGCCCAGAAGUCAUAUAGCAGAUCAACAGUCCCAACACCUACCAAAAGAAGAAAUAGUGUCCUGUGGUCUGAGAUGUUAGAUGUCAAUAUGAAAGAAUCUUUAACUACCAAAGAAAUCAAACGUCAGGAGGCAAUAUAUGAAAUGUCCCGAGGUGAACAAGAUUUAAUUGAGGAUCUCAAACUUGCGAGAAAGGCCUAUCAUGAUCCCAUGUUAAAGUUAUCUAUUAUGUCAGAAGAGGAACUCACACAUCUGUUUGGUGAUUUGGACGCUUACAUACCUCUACACGAAGAUUUGUUGGCAAGAAUAGGAGAAGCAACCAAGCCUGAUGGAACAGUGGAACGAAUUGGUGACAUUCUUGUGAACUGGUUGCCAGGCUUGAAUGCCUACAAAGUCUACUGUAGUAACCAGCUAGCAGCCAAAGCUCUUCUUGAUCAAAAGAAACAAGAUCCAAGAGUCCAGGACUUCCUCCAGCGAUGUCUUGAGUCUCCUUUCAGUCGAAAACUAGAUCUUUGGAGCUUCUUAGAUAUUCCUCGAAGUCGUCUUGUCAAAUACCCUCUACUGAUAAAAGAAAUUCUUAGACACACUCCAAAAGACCACCCUGAUGUUCAGCUUCUGGAAGAAGCUGUAUUGAUAAUACAAGGAGUUCUCUCUGAUAUCAACUUAAAGAAGGGAGAAUCAGAAUGCCAGUAUUACAUUGACAAACUGGAGUAUCUGGAUGAAAAGCAGAAAGAUCCUAGAAUUGAAGCAAGUAAAGUAUUGCUUUGUCAUGGGGAAUUGAAGAAUAAAAAUGGACAUAAGCUUUACAUUUUCCUAUUUCAAGACAUCUUGGUUUUGACUCGACCUGUUACACGGAACGAGCGUCACUCUUACCAGGUUUAUCGGCAACCAAUCCCAGUCCAGGAGCUGGUCCUAGAAGACCUGCAGGAUGGAGAUGUAAGAAUGGGAGGAUCCUUUCGAGGAGCUUUUAGCAACUCAGAUAAAGCUAAAAAUAUCUUUAGAGUUCGCUUCCGAGACCCUUCUCCAGGGCAGUCUCACACGCUGCAAGCCAAUGAUGUGUUCCAUAAGCAGCAGUGGUUCAAUUGUAUUCGAACUGCUAUUGCCCCUUUCCAGCAGGCCACCAGUCCAACAGAGCUUAAGGAUCUGCCAGAGCUCAAUGAAGAGUGUGAAGAGAACAACCUCUCUGCAUCAAAUGCCAAAGCUCAGAGAAGGGUAUCAACAGUGUCUAGUGUUAUUCAAGUAGAAGUUGAUGAAAACGCUUCAGAGUGUGGGUCCAGUAUGCAAACAACAGAAGACUCCAAGAGUGUAAAAUCGUACCGAACACAGUCUGGGUUCCGAAAAGCAAGGGACAAAGCCCAGUUAAGUGGCAAACGGAAAGAGACUUUGGUGUAA